Molecule: messenger RNA, 445 nt
Organism: Spea bombifrons (plains spadefoot toad)
Lineage: Eukaryota; Metazoa; Chordata; Amphibia; Anura; Pelobatidae
Product: period circadian protein homolog 3-like
Exons: 2
Coding region: 43-309 (88 amino acids)
Biological process (GO): circadian regulation of gene expression; entrainment of circadian clock by photoperiod; negative regulation of transcription by RNA polymerase II
Cellular component (GO): nucleus; cytoplasm
Molecular function (GO): transcription cis-regulatory region binding; transcription corepressor binding
Source: RefSeq, a predicted model, not a curated record
AAAGAGACCCUGUUGAAGGAAGACUUAGAAAAACUGGCCGCCAUGCGGAACAAACAGCCCUGGUUUACAGAAGAGCAGAAAGAGGAGCUUGCAGAAGUACAUUCGUGGAUUCGGAAUCGGACAAUCCCGCAAGAAAUAGACACACAAGGAUGUGUCACGUGUGUGAAUAUCGCAGCAUCAAACAAGGAGACCGAAGAGGCAACCGAAAGCCCUGCGGAGAUCGACACCAAGGCAGAUGAACAAGAACAGCACCAAGAACAGUGCCGGAGCAGCCCCAGCCAGGGGGACUCUGCUAACUCGGAAACAUGACGCUCCUUGUAAAUACUUUUUUCUAUGACAUUUUGCAAACAUUAUUUAAACUCAUUCACGGCACAAAGACUUCUGAGGAUUUACCAACUUUCUAGAAUCCUUUUUGAUCUGUUGAAGAAUCCCAAUCGUUUUCGAA